Molecule: messenger RNA, 375 nt
Organism: Anolis sagrei ordinatus
Lineage: Eukaryota; Metazoa; Chordata; Lepidosauria; Squamata; Anolidae
Source: RefSeq, a predicted model, not a curated record
AUGGUCCCAGAGAAGUUCCAGCACAUCCUUCACGUCCUCAAUACCAACAUUGAUGAGCAGAGGAAGACUGCCUUCACCAUCACCACCAUCAAGGGAGUGGGCUGGCACUAUGCCCACAUGGUGCUGAAGAAGGCUAACAUUGACCUGACCAAGAGGGCUGGCAAACUCACAGAGGAUGAGGGGGAGCACAUGAUCACCAUCAUGCAGAACCCCCAGCAGUACAAGAUUCCCCAACUGGUUCCUCAACAACAGAAGGACGUCAAGAAUGGGAAGUAUUUAUUUAUUUAUAGCAUUUACAGCAUUUCUAUGCCACCUUUCCCAGCCCAGAGUCAACUCAAGGCGGCUUACAACUGGCACAAUUCAAUGCCAAAAUAG